This is a messenger RNA of Jaminaea rosea, 650 nucleotides long. RefSeq lists its product as hypothetical. NCBI's taxonomy places the organism in Eukaryota, Fungi, Basidiomycota, Exobasidiomycetes, Microstromatales. The coding region runs from base 28 to 345 and encodes 105 amino acids. The record is from RefSeq and is a predicted model, not a curated record. The transcript has 2 exons.
CUCUCAUCCCUCAUCAAACGCACCAUCAUGGCAGGUCGCGGACACAACCUAAAGAACGCAGAUGGGACGGUCAAUCUCGAGGGCCUCUCAGGCCAUGUCGCUGACCUCAAGGCCAAAUACGCCCAGAACGCCCGCAACUUCGAAGCGAACACAGGCCAGCCCAUGAACAUGAAGAACGCGGGCGCCGAGGGGCAGGGUGAAGUCGGUCAGGCAAGAGGGGAUGCCGACCAUGAUGGCCCGGAGGGGUUCGCUGAUAAGGAACAGCCCAAGGGUGAGAGUGGGCAGACGAGGGACAGCCAGCCUGGUGGCAGCGUGGGGACUCAAGACCAUGGGAGCCGGGUUUAGUAUCACAGAUGGCGACUGCGAUGCUGAGAGACAAUGAAGAGAUUGCAAGAUGAAUGACGAUGACGAGGCAAAAAGAGUGAAAGGUCGCCCCUACGCCCCGUUUAAGCACCACGGUGCACACCACCCAAGCUCAUCAUUGCCACCCCUUUGUUCUUCUUCUUCUUUCCCUGCUGUUGCUGCCCACCGCUACCGCCAAGGCCCGCGUCUGCGGCGAGCCUGGCACCCAAAUCAUCCACAUCCACCCCGUUGCUCCCAUUGGCGCUGCCUCCCCUCGACAUGAGCGGUGGUGAUGUGAGCCCGCUGUA